Messenger RNA from Mauremys reevesii (Reeves's turtle), 1592 nucleotides. RefSeq names its product calcium/calmodulin dependent protein kinase II inhibitor 2 (gene CAMK2N2). Gene Ontology annotation, molecular function: calcium-dependent protein kinase inhibitor activity; protein kinase binding. The transcript has 3 exons. Gene Ontology annotation, biological process: negative regulation of protein kinase activity. Lineage: Eukaryota; Metazoa; Chordata; Testudines; Geoemydidae. The record is from RefSeq and is a predicted model, not a curated record. Bases 74 to 502 code for a protein of 142 amino acids.
GAACCACUUAGGAGGAUGAGGAGGAUGGCUGGGGGUUGCUUUUGAGGAUGUCACUAACAGGCUCCUGGGGAAGAUGAAGGCUGGGGGAGAAGUUGUGCCUAGGACAUGGGGGUUGGGGCUGAGGGCUGCCCCAGCUCUGUGCACAGACACCUCGGCAGGCUGCAGCGCUCCGCACUCGCUCCGCCAGCCCGGCUCCUUCCCCCCGGCUCCGCCGCUGGAUCGCGCUCUCCGGCCGCCCCGCAGGACCCAGGCAGCUGCCAGCAUGUCCGAGAUCCUCCCCUACAGCGAGGAGAAGGUGGUCCGCUACGGCACCGACUCCGAAGUCAGCGAGAUCUCCUUCAGCUGCCGGCUCCAGGACACCAACUCCUUCUUCGGGGGCAACCAGGCCAAGCGGCCCCCCAAGCUGGGGCAGAUCGGCAGGGCCAAGAGAGUGGUGAUCGAAGAUGAUAGAAUAGACGAGGUGCUGAAGGGGAUGACAGACAAGUCGCCUUCUGGGGUAUAAGCUGGCAGAGAAGGCGCCUGCACUGAGCUGCAGACUCUGAUCACUGAUUUUAAGCACUUUUGGCCGUGCAUGUUUGUCGGACUGUGGUCAACGAGGAAAGCAAAGGAAGGAGAUGAGGCUGCUGGCGACACCUUCCACCCCCAACCCAGACCCCAGCCUGAGGCGGUAACGGAUGGGGCCAUCUCACCCUCCUCAGCAUCCAACCGAGAGCAAUGGGGCAAAGGGAUUUGGCCAUCCAUCCCUGUCCAGAUUUCCAGGGCGCCAUGCCCACGUUUGUCAGCACCACCUCCUGCCCUCACAACCCCCCUCCCUGCAGAAUGGAGGAGCCGGCUGCUGAGGCGCUAUCCAGGGCCAGCGCCACUUCCAGCGCCCUCCCGGGGAGCUGUCCAUUCCAGCGCCACUUCCAGCGCGCUCCCGGGGAGCUGUCCAUUCCAGCGCGCUCCAGCGCCACUUCCAGCGCGCUCCCGGGGAACUGUCCAUUCCAGCGCCCACCCGGGGAGCUGUCCAUUCCAGCGCGCUCCAGCGCCACUUCCAGCGCGCUCCCGGGGAACUGUCCAUUCCAGCGCGCUCCCGGGGAACUGUCCAUUCCAGCACCCUCCCUGGGAGAUGUUCAUUCCAACGCCACUUCCAGGGAGCUGUCCAUUCCAGCACCUUCUCCUCUCCCAUUUCCCUCUCUCCAGCCCCUCUGAGCCCCCCCUUCCCCCACGCCACGAUGCCGAGGUGCUGUUCCCCUGAGAGCGCGGAGCCCUUGGGAUCGCCUCGCGUUCUCAUCUCCAAGCGGGCUCCUGUAGCGAUGCACUUUACACCUUUCUCUUUCCAAGUGGCUGUGUAUCUAACCCCCGCAUAGGCACACACCUCUCCAGCUGUAGCAGGCUCAUCGUGUGUGCAAUCACCCCCCUUCUGUAUUUCAGACCCACACCCAUUCUCUAACUCUUCCAUCCAUCCCCACUCCUCAUCCCUAUCCAGUUUGCAAAAUACCAGCAGAUCGGAAGCAAAUCCAAAGCCAGCAGUGCUGAAUGGAAGGCAGAGGUUCCGACACGAUGGACUAUAAUAUAAAAGACAGUGAUCAUUUUGCUGUCGAGAGACAUUU